AGUCGAUUUCCACGUUUGCUACGAGCUGGCACUUUCAAUUUGGCCACACACGCAUCUCGGUGACCUCACCGCUACAGUGCACUGGUGGCGGCGGCGGGCAGGGGAGGGAAGAUGGCACCGCCGCGGCGCGUGUGCGUCACCGGCGGCGGCGGGUUCAUCGCCUCGUGGCUCGUCAAGCUGCUCCUCUCCCGCGGCUACGCCGUCAACGCCACCGUCCGCGACCCAAGUGACCCCAAGAAUGUCCACCUCAAGCAGAUGGACGAGGCCCGGGAGAAUCUGCACUUGUUCAGGGCCGACGUGCUCGACUACGACACGCUGACACGUGCGUUUGAGGGGUGUGAGGGGGUCUUCCACCUCGCCACUCCGGUGCCUGAAGAUAAGAUUGUUGAUCCUGAGUCAGAAGUAUUGGCUCCUGCUGUGAAAGGUACUUCAAAUGUGCUAAAGGCUUGCUCGGCUAUGAAGGUUCAGAAGGUUAUUGUCUUGUCAUCCACUGCUGCAGUUGAUUUCAACCCGAAUUGGCCUCAAGAUAAACUUAAAGAUGAGAGUUGCUGGUCAGACAAAGACUUCUGCCAGAAGAACGAGGACUGGUAUUCUGUUGCUAAGAUUGUGGCCGAACAGGCAUCCUUUGAAUAUUCGGAGAAGAAUGGAUUAAAUGUUGUUACGGUUUGCCCUCCUUUGGUUUUUGGUCCAUUGUUGCAGCCUACUGUGAAUACAAGUAGCAAAUUCUUAAUCUACGUUACUAACGGAGGCCCUGACGUGAUGAGCAACAAGCUGUGGCACAUUGUAGACGUCCGCGAUGUGGCUGACGCCUUGCUGCUUGUGUACGAGAAGGCAGAAUCGUAUGGGAGAUACAUCUGCACGCCGAACAACAUCUGCACAACGGACUUGGUGGACUUGCUGAAGAAGAUGCACCCACAGUACAGCUAUGUGAACAACAUCGUCGACGUGGACCGUAAGGCGCCGAUAUCGUCGCAGAAGCUGAAGGAUCUGGGGUGGAAGCCGCGGAAGCUGGAGGAGACGCUCUCGGACAGCGUGGACUGUUAUGAGAAGGCUGGACUUCUGCAGGGUUCCGCUGCGCGUCCUUGCCGGCUUCCGCAUCUGUUCCGUCUGGCUGGUGAUCAGUGAAUCAGAAGUGCUGACGGUGCUUCGUUUUUUAUGGUCGGACUUCUGGAUGGAGUCUCGCAACGGCAACAAAUAAGCAGCUAUCGCUCUGCAGCUCUGUAUCUGCCGUAUCCCUGCUGUACCUGCCGGCACCCCGUCUGUCACCUCUAAGAAUGGACAGAGGGUACAACAUGCAGAGCACAAGCGGAAUGCCGAUGCAUAUAAACUGUCAAAAGAGACAAGGUACUCUGCCACUUACUGGCUGUCACGGUUAGUGGAGGGAGAUUUCCUUCCGUUUUCCUAAUCGCUAGCCUUUUGCUGCGAUGAGCUAAAAGGCUGUAUUAGUACCAUCAGGCAGCGCUACAGCUAGAUUAGAAGAAUCGCAAUGAAAUACGCUCCCUGUUAAAAACGUUUUUUAAGCUGAACGUUCUUAUAUUA
Messenger RNA from Hordeum vulgare subsp. vulgare (domesticated barley), 1539 nucleotides. Its product is annotated as cinnamoyl-CoA reductase 1-like. The coding region runs from base 112 to 1125 and encodes 337 amino acids. Gene Ontology annotation, molecular function: oxidoreductase activity, acting on the CH-OH group of donors, NAD or NADP as acceptor. The transcript has 6 exons. The record is from RefSeq and is a predicted model, not a curated record. Lineage: Eukaryota; Viridiplantae; Streptophyta; Magnoliopsida; Poales; Poaceae.